Molecule: messenger RNA, 978 nt
Organism: Arxiozyma heterogenica
Lineage: Eukaryota; Fungi; Ascomycota; Saccharomycetes; Saccharomycetales; Saccharomycetaceae
Gene: MRX20
Product: Mrx20p
Exons: 1
Coding region: 1-978 (325 amino acids)
Biological process (GO): mitochondrial citrate transmembrane transport
Cellular component (GO): mitochondrion
Molecular function (GO): citrate secondary active transmembrane transporter activity
Source: RefSeq, a predicted model, not a curated record
AUGAACAGUGAACAAGGAUUGUUAAUACCAUUAAUAGCAGGGAGUAUCGCUGGAGUUGUUCAAACUACUGUUAGUCAACCUUUUGAAUUUUGGAAAACUGUCUCACAGUUACCUCACAGGUUUCCUCAAGAAAUGUUGCCAUUGGGUCACUAUUUCACAGGUUGUUCCAUCUUGAAUAUAUGUGCUGUGAGUAAAACUUUUAUUCGAUUUGGUUCCUUCCAUGUCGUGAAUAACUGGAUGCAAAAGACAAUUCCUGAAAAUCAAGUUCCAGUAAAUGGUAGAAUCUUACUUUCCUCCCUUUUCACUGGGAUGAUGGAAAGUGUCUGUAUUAUUCCAUUCGAAAACAUUAAAACCAAUAUGAUCGAAAAUAUUAUCCUUGCUUCUCAUUCUGUUAAUACGACUAAUAAGACUACUAUUAAAAACGUCUCUACUAAAAGAACAACUUUUCAUAAAGUGAAGAGUCCUCUUAUCCAAUCCAGAUUCAGUUUCAGAGAUCCUGUGCCAGUACAUGGUUUGCUGAAAACUAUUAAAGAAAUGUACCGUUCCAGAGGUCUCAGAUCAUAUUUUCAAGGCUCUAUGCCUACAUUGUUUAGACAAAUGGAAAAUUCGGUGGUCAGAUUCGGUACUUACACUGCAAUGAAGCAGGUUUGGUUGCAACGGUUUUCGAAUAAUGAAACAUUGCAAUCCUACAUGGGAGUCAUUCUAGGUACGUUUUCCUCUAUUGCUGUGGUAUCACUAACUCAACCUUUAGAUGUCGUUAAGACAAGAAUGCAAAGUCAAUGGGCACCCAAACUAUAUACAAAUUCAGUUAAUUGCGCAUAUCAGAUUUUUAUUCAUGAAGGCUUACCUGCUCUAUGGAAGGGCUUCUUACCAAGAUUUUUCAAAGUCGGUCUCUCCGGUGGUAUAUCAUUCGGUAUAUACGAAUAUAUGGAGAAUUUUAUCCAUUCUAUGCAACGGGAUGGAUAUUUAAGUUCAUAA